AUGCAAUUUUAUUUUGCUGCAUUGCAGCAGAGUGAUUUGCAAGCAACUCUGUCGAUGAUGGAAGCCGCCGCAUGCAAAAGUGCAAUGAUUGGUCCAUCACCGAAGUCGAAGACUUACAUGGAUCCUCGCGCACAUAGUGCAUCUGUUGCUGCGAUGGCUCACCAAAUGGCGCUGCGAAGGAAACAAAAAAUGGAACAAAGAAAGACGGAGCCCAGUGCUGAAGAAACAAAAAGCGAAACAGAUUCGGAAACAGUAUGGGUUGAAGCGAAAACAGAGACUGGAGUGCCAUACUAUUUCCAUAUGUACAGCGGAACAACAGUUUGGGAUCGGCCUGAGAAUUACUAUACUGCUGAACAGUACGCAAUGAAAUUGGCUGUUUUGGGCACUACCACAGACGCACUGACACAAAGUAAUAUUACCGUGCCGAUUAAAACUGAAGCAGGUACGUUAGAACUGAAGUAUGCUUCCUUUUUGUUAAAAGCCAAAUUUAUUGUGCAGAAAAGCGAAACAGUACUUUGGGCGUGCCGACGCCAAACGCAUCGAAAAAGAAGACAACGGUAA
Gongylonema pulchrum is the source of this 561-nucleotide messenger RNA. NCBI's taxonomy places the organism in Eukaryota, Metazoa, Nematoda, Chromadorea, Rhabditida, Gongylonematidae. The record is from the annotation of a GenBank genome assembly.